AUGGCAAACGAGUAUUUCGAGGAAAGCGAGUCCACGUUAGGCGCAAACCCAGAACAUAUUCCUCGCAAUUCUGAUUCUUAUGAGAAUGCAUCUUCGCCAGUCAGUUCGCCUCGACCCGCAGAUUACGCGCCAACUCGCACUACUCCGUUGCACUCCCAGCCAGAUUCUACAGGGCCGAAGUCAGAUGAGGAUGAUGCCGCACGUACAUUAUCUCGUCGACGCACCCAUGGCUCUGGUGAUGGUCCCAAAGGAGAGGAAUGGGCCCAGAUAGAUGGAAUGAUCUCACGGAUGUUCGGUCCUAAGCGCAAAGCAAAUUCCGAAGAAGAGAAAACACGUCAUCUUGGAGUUGUAUGGAAAAGCCUGACCGUGAAGGGCGUGGGACUUGGGGCUGCUCUCCAGCCUACCAAUGGGGACAUCUUUCUCGGGUUACCGCGACUCAUCAAACAACUAUUCACUCGAGGGAGGAAAGGCUCCGGGGGUGGAGAAACACCGAUACGGACUAUCUUAGAUGAUUUCACUGGCUGUGUUCGUCCGGGGGAGAUGCUUCUGGUUCUGGGCCGCCCUGGCUCUGGUUGUUCCACUUUCUUGAAAGUGCUCGGCAAUCAACGAGCGGGCUACGAAAGCAUUGAAGGCGCUGUGCGGUAUGGCGGCACCGAUGCAGAAAAGAUGGCAAAGCAGUAUAGGUCUGAAGUCUUAUACAACCCUGAGGAUGAUCUCCAUUAUGCAACUCUGACUGUGCGAGAUACACUGCUUUUUGCCUUGAAAUCCCGAACUCCCGACAAAGCCUCACGAAUUCCGGGAGAAAGCCGAAAGGAAUAUCAGCAGACCUUCUUGUCUGCUAUAGCUAAGCUGUUCUGGAUUGAACAUGCACUGGGAACCAAAGUCGGGAACGAACUAAUUCGCGGAAUUUCCGGGGGCGAAAAGAAAAGAACCUCAAUUGCUGAAGCCAUGGUUACAAAGGCUAGCACCCAGUGCUGGGACAACUCUACCAAGGGCUUGGAUGCCAGUACGGCGCUGGAGUAUGUUCAAAGCUUGCGAAGUCUAACGAACACCGCCAACGUCUCAACGAUCGUAGCUCUCUACCAAGCCUCGGAGAGUCUAUUUGAACUUUUCGACAAGGUGAUUCUGAUAGAAGAUGGAAAAUGCUCUUUCUUCGGACCUAUCCAAGAUGCAAAGGCCUACUUCGAAGGGUUGGGCUUUGAAUGCCCCCCACGUUGGACGACCCCCGACUUUUUGACUUCUGUCAGUGAUCCUCAUGCAAGACGUGUUAAGGAUAGCUGCCAUGACCGAAUCCCUCGAAAUGCAGCUGAAUUUCAAGCUCAAUAUCGCAAAAGUGAUACUUACAAAAGAAACCUGGCGGACGUUGAAAGCUUUGAGGGCGAUAUCGAAGGCCAGAAGCAGGAGAGAGAGGCUGCAAGAAGGAAAGCCAAACGGAAAAACUUCACGAUCUCAUUCUACAAGCAGGUCAUGACUCUCACAUAUCGUCAGUUUCUGGUAAUGUUUGGUGACAGAGAGUCAUUGAUUGCGAAGUGGAGUGUGAUAACUUUUCAAGCCCUCAUUACUGGCAGUUUGUUUUACAACCUCCCGGAUACAAGCAAUGGCGUUUUUACGAGGGGUGGCGUGAUGUUCUUUAUGCUGCUUUUCAAUGCAUUGCUUGCUAUGGCAGAGCUGACGGCAGCAUUUGAGAGUCGACCAAUACUGAUGAAACAUAAAAGCUUCUCUUUCUAUCGGCCUGCGGCGUAUGCGCUCGCCCAAGUUGUGGUUGAUGUGCCUCUUGUGUUCAUACAAGUCUUUCUAUUUGAUAUCAUAGUAUACUUCAUGGCAAACCUUGCACGAACUCCUUCACAGUUCUUCAUAAACCUGCUUAUUCUUUUCAUUCUCACAAUGACCAUGUACUCAUUCUUUCGUGCCCUUGGGACUCUAUGCUCCUCAUUGGAUGUUGGCUAUCUCAUCCCUCCGUGGAAAAUGCACCCGUGGUUAAAAUGGAUCAUUUGGAUCAACCCUGUCCAAUACGCAUUUGAGGCGUUGAUGGCUAAUGAGUUCUACAACCUUCAAAUAAAAUGUGAACCACCCUACAUUGCGCCUGGUGGACCCAACGCUGUACCCGGUCACCAAUCCUGUGCAAUUCAAGGCAGUGAUCCAGACCAGUUGAUUGUGGACGGUUCCAAGUAUAUACAAACGGCAUUCACAUACAGCAGAGCUCACCUAUGGCGAAAUUUCGGCAUCAUUAUGGGAUGGCUCAUCUUUUUCGUUUGUUUAACAAUGUUGGGAACGGAAUUGCAGAGACCUAAUAAGGGUGGCAGCGCGGUCACGGUGUUUAAAAGAAGUGAAGCCCCCAAAGCAGUCCAAGAUGUCAUAAAACAAUCCGGCCCCCGAGGAGAUGAGGAAUCCGCGGAGAAGGAUGGCAUAGCAUCCAACAAAGCUGACGGCGACACAAGUGUAUCCAGGGACAAGGUCCAAGACAUUGCUAAAAACACUGCAAUCUUUACAUGGCAAGACGUCAACUACACGAUUCCAUACAAGGGUGGCCAGAGACAAUUAUUGCAAAAUGUUGAAGGAUAUGUGAAGCCUGGUCGGCUGACUGCGUUGAUGGGUGCUUCUGGCUCAGGGAAAACCACCUUGCUCAAUGCGCUAGCACAGCGAAUCAAUUUUGGCGUGAUCACUGGCGACUUCCUAGUGGAUGGAAGGCGUCUCUCAAGGAGCUUCCAGAGAGCGACCGGAUUCGCCGAGCAGAUGGACAUUCACGAACCAACUGCUACGGUGCGGGAGUCUCUUCGGUUUUCUGCUCUGCUACGACAACCAAAAGAAGUCCCAUUACAAGAAAAGUAUGAUUACUGUGAGACAAUCAUUGACUUGUUAGAGAUGCGGCCUGUCGCUGGCGCAACUGUUGGAUCCGCGGGCUCAGGCCUGAACCAAGAGCAGCGCAAACGACUCACCAUUGCAGUGGAACUGGCGAGUAGACCGGAGCUGUUGCUUUUCCUGGACGAACCCACGUCCGGCCUCGAUUCUCUUGGCGCGUUCAACAUUCUACGGUUCCUUCGCCAACUUGCAGAUGCUGGCCAAGCGGUUCUCUGUACAAUCCAUCAACCUUCUGCUGUGUUGUUUGAGCACUUUGAUGAGCUCUUGCUUCUGAAAAGCGGUGGAAGGGUUGUUUACAAUGGGCCUCUUGGGAAUGACUCCAAGACGCUGAUCCAUUACUUUGAACAAAAUGGCGGGAGGAAGUGCUCACCGCAUGAAAAUCCGGCAGAGUAUAUGUUGGAAGUCAUCGGGGCUGGAAAUCCUGAUCAUAAGGGGCAGGACUGGGCGAAUGUGUGGGCGAACUCACCAGAAUCCAAGCAGCUUUCUGAGGAACUGCAAGGUAUCGUCGCCUCCCGUAGGAAUGCUCAAAAUGACGAGAAGACUACCGACGAUCGCGAGUAUGCAAUGCCUCUCUAUGUUCAAGUGGCCGCGGUUACCAAGCGCGCAUUCGUGGCUUACUGGAGGACCCCGGACUACAUCCUUGGUAAACUGAUGCUCCACAUAUUUACCGGCCUUUUUAACACCUUCACAUUCUGGCAUCUGGGAAAUAGCUUCAUUGACAUGCAAUCACGAGUCUUCUGUGUCUUCAUGACAUUGAUUAUAGCUCCGCCGCUGAUACAGCAGCUCCAACCGCGUUAUCUCCAUUUUCGAGGCCUUUAUGAAUCCCGCGAAGCUAACUCCAAGAUCUACUCCUGGCCUGCCUUUGUGACAAGCACAAUUAUCCCAGAACUGCCAUACUCGAUUGUUGCCGGGUCACUUUACUUUAACUGCUGGUACUGGGGAACUUGGUUUCCACGCGACUCGUUCAGUUCCGGCUAUGUUUGGAUGUCGCUGAUGUUGUUCGAAGUAUACUAUAUUGGACUGGGUCAAUUCAUAGCCGCACUUGCACCCAAUGAGCUAUUCGCAAGUUUGCUUGUGCCGACUUUCUUUACAUUUAUUGCCUCCUUCUGCGGUGUUGUCGUCCCUUAUAUCGCAAUGCCGCAUUUUUGGCAGUCAUGGAUGUACUGGCUUACGCCUUUCCACUAUCUACUUGAGGGAUUUGUUGGAGUCAUCACCCAUAAUGUCCCCGUACGCUGUGUUGAGCGUGAAGAAUCCCGCUUUAGCACUCCAGCUGGCAUGAGCUGUCAAGAUUAUGCUGGACCUUACGCUGAAAAGGCUGGUGGAUAUGUCCGAGACGCUGGGAAUGGAAUGUGCUCAUACUGUCAAUACUCGACCGGUAAUCAAUAUGGAAUCCUCUGGGCGUAUAUCAUCUUCAACUUUGCUCUUGUUUUCGCCUUCUCCUGGUUGUAUUUGCACGGUUUUAACAACAUGAAGCGCUGGUUCAGUGCGCGUAAGGCGAGAAAGGGCAAAGGCCGUUCUUGA
This is a messenger RNA of Penicillium egyptiacum, 4380 nucleotides long. NCBI's taxonomy places the organism in Eukaryota, Fungi, Ascomycota, Eurotiomycetes, Eurotiales, Aspergillaceae. The record is from the annotation of a GenBank genome assembly.